Enterospora canceri is the source of this 606-nucleotide messenger RNA. The record is from the annotation of a GenBank genome assembly. NCBI's taxonomy places the organism in Eukaryota, Fungi, Microsporidia, Enterocytozoonidae.
AUGAUUAGCUGUAUUGUAAUGAUGCUGAAUAAAAUAGCUGGAUCUGAUUUCACUCAGGUUAAAGGAGUAUCAGAUGCUGGAAGUUCAGUAAAUGAGAUGAAUGAUCUUCUAGAGGAUUUCAAGAAAAUGAAAAAAUCAAUAACUCAAAAAAUAAGAAGAAAUAAUGAAAUAAUUAAGAACACAAGGGCGGAAAUAAGAGGUUUGGAAUCUAAAAAAGACAAUUUCAAUAGUCUGGUCUUUGUGAUAGACGCAUUUGGCAGAGUAUUAUCUGAUGUGAUUGAAAUGCAGAAUAAUGGUGAAAAUAAUAUCGGAUUGUUGAAUGAUUAUGACAUAACAACCUUUGUAUUAACACUUUUACCUGAAUAUAGGUUUAUUAAGGAUGAAAUGGAUUUAACUGUGAUACUGAAUAGGUAUAAUCAGACUAAGAAUGAGACUUUGAAUGAGAUAAGGGAAAUGUUAAGAGAAAUACAGCAGAAAAAACAUGACAACAAACUAAAGAUACAGCAAAAGGAGAGUAAAGUACGUGUUCUGAUGAAAGCAAGGCGUAAAAUUGUUAGUGAUAUUGACAAAUUUAAGAUUGAAAUCAUAAAAAUGAAGAAUAAAUGA